AGAUACAAAUCCAAAGCUCACAAUUCUCAUAAUUGAUCUGAAAAAAAGCAAGCUACUACUCAACACUUAUUAAAAUCCCAUCUCAUAUUUCCAAAUCCAAACCCAAAAUUUCCAAAUCCGAAAACACUUUCCAAAAACAAAUCUCCCAAAAAUGAAUGACUUGAUGACCAAAUCCUUCACCAGCUACGUCGAUCUCAAAAAAGCCGCCAUGAAAGACAUCGACCUCGAGGCCGGCAACGUCGAGAUGUCGUCCUCCUCCGCCUCCGCCAUGGACACCGAUCUCGGUCUCUUCCUCCAAGAGGCGGAGAAAGUCAAGCAAGAGAUGACCGCACUCCGAGAAAUUCUCGAACAACUCCACCAAGCCAACGAAGAGAGCAAAUCCCUUCACAAGUCCGAAGCCCUAAAAACUCUCCGGGAGCGAAUCAACUCCGACAUCGUGGCCGUCCUCAAGAAGGCUAGAGCGAUCCGAUCCAAGCUCGAGGACAUGGACAGAGCCAACGCCGCCAACAAAAGACUCUCCGGCCAGAGAGAAGGAACUCCGAUUUACCGGACCAGAAUCGCCGUCACGAGCGGUCUGAGAAAAAAGCUCAAGGAACUCAUGAUGGACUUCCAAGGACUCCGCCAGAGAAUGAUGUCGGAGUACAAGGAAACCGUCGGGAGAAGAUACUUCACCGUGACCGGAGAAACCCCCGGGGACGACGUGAUCGAGAAGAUCAUAUCGGACGGUGGAGACCAGCAGUUUCUGGAGAGGGCGAUUCAGGAGCACGGAAGAGGAAAGGUUCUGGAAACGGUGGUUGAGAUUCAGGACCGGCACGAGUCGGCGAAGGAGAUCGAGAAGAGUCUCUUGGAGCUUCAUCAGGUGUUUCUGGAUAUGGCGGUUAUGGUGGAAGCUCAGGGAGAUCAGAUGGAUGAUAUCGAGCACCAUGUGAUGAACGCUGCUCAUUACGUCAAGGAUGGGAGUAAGCAGUUGCAGAGUGCGAAGGAGUACCAGAAAGGGAGCAGGAAGUGGAUGUGUAUUGGGAUCAUUCUUCUCUUGCUCAUCGUUCUCAUCAUUGUUGUUCCCAUUGCUACCAGCUUUAGUUCUUCUUAGGGUUUUGGAUUGGAUUGGACUGUGUUUUUAGGGUUUUGAGUCUGAAGAAGUUCUCAACUGGUUUGGUUGAGUGAGAGUGGAGAAGAUGAAGUUGGUGAUUCUUAGGGUUUGGAAUUCUUUUUAAGUGUUACUGUUCAUUUUAUUCAGUUUAAGUUUCUUACUUAAUACCAAUUUGUUGAGAUUCAUUUUGUGAAGUACUGUAGAUUCAUUCCUGUUAUGAAAUGAUUCAAUUGUUUAUCUAUUUCA
This is a messenger RNA of Humulus lupulus (European hop), 1336 nucleotides long. Its product is annotated as syntaxin-related protein KNOLLE. NCBI's taxonomy places the organism in Eukaryota, Viridiplantae, Streptophyta, Magnoliopsida, Rosales, Cannabaceae. The transcript has a single exon. Gene Ontology annotation, molecular function: SNAP receptor activity; SNARE binding. Gene Ontology annotation, cellular component: endomembrane system; SNARE complex; plasma membrane. The record is from RefSeq and is a predicted model, not a curated record. The coding region runs from base 152 to 1090 and encodes 312 amino acids. Gene Ontology annotation, biological process: intracellular protein transport; vesicle fusion; exocytosis.